GAGAAGACAUCAGCCGCCCACACGUCACCUUAGAGGAAUUCUAAGCAGUGUUGUUUAGCGUACCACCUGGCCAGAUGGAGAUCACCACAGGGGUCAUGGAUGAGAAUGCGGCCAACACCUCCACCGACUUCCUUUCUGUGCCUGCCUCCCAUGGGGCCCAAGCUGCUCCGUUCCCAUUCAACUUCAGCUACGGUGACUAUGAUACGCCUUUGGAUGAAGAUGAGGAUGUGACCAAUUCCCGUACUUUCUUUGCUGCCAAGAUUGUCAUUGGCAUGGCCCUCGUGGGCAUCAUGCUUGUCUGUGGCAUGGGCAACUUCAUCUUCAUUGCUGCUCUAGCCCGCUACAAGAAACUUCGCAACCUUACCAACCUGCUCAUCGCCAACCUGGCCAUCUCUGAUUUCCUGGUGGCCAUCGUCUGCUGCCCCUUUGAGAUGGAUUACUAUGUGGUGCGCCAGCUGUCCUGGGAGCACGGCCAUGUCAUGUGCGCCUCUGUCAACUACCUACGUACUGUCUCUCUCUAUGUCUCCACCAAUGCCCUGCUGGCCAUCGCCAUCGACAGAUAUCUGGCCAUUGUCCACCCGCUGAGACCCAGGAUGAAGUAUCAAACAGCCACUGGCUUGAUUGCCUUGGUGUGGAUGGUGUCCAUCCUCAUCGCCAUCCCUUCUGCCUACUUCACCACCGAAACGGUCCUCAUCAUCGUUAAGAGCCAAGAGAAGAUCUUCUGUGGCCAGAUCUGGCCGGUGGACCAGCAGUUCUACUACAAGUCCUACUUCCUUUUCAUCUUUGGCGUCGAGUUCGUGGGCCCUGUGGUCACCAUGACCCUGUGCUACGCCAGGAUCUCCCGUGAGCUGUGGUUCAAGGCGGUGCCGGGCUUCCAGACGGAGCAGAUCCGAAAGCGCCUGCGCUGCCGCCGGAAGACCGUGCUGGUGCUCAUGGGCGUCCUCACCGCCUACGUGCUGUGCUGGGCGCCCUUCUACGGCUUCACCAUCGUGCGCGACUUCUUCCCCGCCGUGUUCGUCAAGGAGAAGCACUACCUCACCGCCUUCUACAUCGUCGAGUGCAUCGCCAUGAGCAACAGCAUGAUCAACACUCUGUGCUUCGUGACCGUCAAGAACAACACCGUCAAGUACUUCAAGAAGAUCAUCCUGCUCCAUUGGAAAUCUUCCUACAAUGGGAGUAAGUCCAGCGCAGACCUUGAUCUUAAAACCACAGGGGUACCGGCCACCGAGGAGGUGGACUGCAUCAGACUGAAAUAACCUGAUGGACCUUUCAAAGCUUAAACAAAGACCUUUGCGACAUCGACGGGUGUCCUGGGAUACAAACCAUCAACCAAGAACCCUUGGUUUGCUGCAGAGGGCAGAGUGCAUGGACGAGUGUGCGAACACCGUGCUCAAGGAGCUCAGCAUUCCUAAACCUGAUGUGACUGGAUACCAGCACCAGUGGCCAACACUCACUGAAAGUCUCAUUUGUACAGAGUAGGCACUGGUGAAACUUAUGUAUGUUGACAACAUUUAAUUGGCAGAAAGAAAUAAGGAUUAAGCCAAGAAAAAUAUUGGGGCAUAGAAAGCCUGAAAUGAGAGGCUCUCUGGAAGGGAACCCAAGUAGGCAUCUAGGACUGUGGUACAUGUGUUUAUAGGGUGAUGGUUUAUCUGACCAUCUCAGCUACUCAUCAGGUACUGAUGUAGCCCAUAUCUAGGAUUGUCCUUAGGCUUGAGUUCACUCCUAACGUUUGUGGGGUUGGAGCAAGAAUACAAAACAGGCUCCUAGUUCUUUCUUCGACCCUUUUAUUCUCAUCUCUGUUCCUGACUCUCACUGGGAGGACCCUUACAUGCAUGCACAUGGACACCGCAAUAUGCAUGGGCAAGUUCUGUCCAAACCCUCCUCCCCAGCACUGAUCCAUGGCUACCCCUUGGGCUUACAGCUGUGUCCAUACAUGGUGAGACUCAUUAUCAGGAGAAGCCACACAGACCCUGGAAGCCAUUUGGUCAAGGUAUUAAGGGGUUCUGGAUAUCUUGACUUAUCCCAGGGAAGGCUUAGGCUCAGGAUGAAUAUGUUCUCUUGGCUUCAUGGACUUCUUGUCCCAUGGGGAGAAGUGCAAAUGGCAGAGCCCUGAAAGCCUGCACAGCUCAGGUCAGGAGCUCAGAUUUUCGGGGUCAAAGGAUGAUACUGCUUCUACCUCUCAGUUAUUCUGGCUUGGACCAAUUAGGCUUCCUCCUAAAUCCUUCUUUUCCUUCUCUUGUAUCCAUGCUUGUGAAACAUAGAAUCUUUGAAAGUAGACACAACACCUCAUGGAUACCGCUGUUGGCCAUUUUCCAUUUCCACCAGCUCUCACCCUCAUUGUCACAAUGUGAGAGCAAGAUGUGUUCGUCACGAGUGCCCAAAGUCCAUCACAGUUAUUAAUCCUUUGGAUUAAGACUUGUUUUUCUUUUAAAAUGGAUAUACCCUUGGGCAUAUCUGCCAUAUACCUGCCAUAUUUCUACUCCUCAGUGUAAAUGAAGCCAUGUGAUCUAGUGGCAGAUGGUGAAGGUUGGUGGUACAGCCCUGGGCACCCAAGAAAGAUGGGGACAUACAAAUGGGUGGUCGGUGCCCAAAGAGAUUCAGUGACUCCACAGACUUAUGGAGGGCUCAUCCUACUUUCUAACGCACCUUCGUUGUUCGGUGUUUCAAAUUUUGGAAUUUGAACUCGUGGAACCAGAAGAUCUGAUCCAGCCUCGGCUCUGUCCCCUGUGUGACCCUUGGUAAAGCUUCUCAAAGGGACAAAGAUAAUACCUGUGAUAGCUCCUAAUGAGGGGGUUGUGAAGAAUCAAUGAGAUAAUAUGUGGGUAAACUCUUCAGCCAUAUGAGUCAUCAAAGGAAUGGACGAAUAACUGUGUGUAAUGUGCCUGACAAGGAAAAACUUGUCACCUUGGCUUAUGUAUCUAGAAAUUUGAACCAUCUCCCACUUUUUAUUAAUUAUUGUGUGAAUUAGUCCUUUACCUCUUUUUGCCGUGUUAUAUGUGUUACAUUCCUAACACAUGCUGGUACAACAAGGCAGUGAAAUUUGGUGGUAAAAGUGUAACAGGAAGUGGUAGAGUGUCUCCAGUCAGAAGAUGAGCUCAGGGUUUUAGGAAUUUCAGAAUCAGACUAUCUUUAAAAUCAUGGAAGUGUUGGCCAUGUUCCUGUGCCUUUUCCCAGCCAGCAUGAAUCUGGGCAAUGUGAUAUUAUUUCUCAAUCUUUUUUUACUGUCAUGAGUAUGUGUACCUAAAGAGUAGACGUGUUCUUUUCCUCUCAAAGAAUUCUAGAGUAGUACAUUUCUAAGGCUAUUUAACUGACACUCGUAUGGCGUUUCCUCCCCAAAUAUAGUCAACUCUUGAUUUUUGGCAGCAAAAUUCAUUUUUUAAAUAGUUACUUUAUUUCCCUGGAAGACCCAUUCAGAAACUUAUUUAUUUCUUCCUAUUAAUUAUCCAGCAGACUUAUUCUACAGUGUAAUGGGAAUGCUCUCAGAGAAUAAAAACUGAUUAAACUAUUAGCCCAAAUCCAACAUACCUUGGAAGGCAAUUCUUAUUUCUUAUAAAAUUACAUAUUACAUUCUAAAAUUGGGAAAGUUAGCUUUAGACCAAAAAAUAAUAAAAGGACAUAAUUUGUUGUUGUUCUGUUCACCUUUUCCAUUAGAAAUUCUAAGCAAGAAUCGAUGGUAAAAUAGGAGAUUUUUAUAUGUGACAACCAAACUUCUUUUUGCUUUUCAGCCUAGAACGUAUCAACUUUUCACUUGCUGAGCCGUCUGUAAUAUUUUUAGAUGUUGUGUCUGCUUGUGAAUUUACAGUGAAUGAAAGUGUUGUGUUGUGAUCAAACAAAAUAAAAAAAAGGUACAUAUAU
This is a messenger RNA of Lontra canadensis (Northern American river otter), 3855 nucleotides long. It is a transcript of the gene PROKR1, whose product is annotated as prokineticin receptor 1. Gene Ontology annotation, molecular function: neuropeptide Y receptor activity. Bases 75 to 1256 code for a protein of 393 amino acids. The record is from RefSeq and is a predicted model, not a curated record. Gene Ontology annotation, cellular component: membrane. Gene Ontology annotation, biological process: neuropeptide signaling pathway. Lineage: Eukaryota; Metazoa; Chordata; Mammalia; Carnivora; Mustelidae. The transcript is spliced from 2 exons.